Molecule: messenger RNA, 3174 nt
Organism: Asterias rubens (European starfish)
Lineage: Eukaryota; Metazoa; Echinodermata; Asteroidea; Forcipulatida; Asteriidae
Product: beta-galactosidase-like
Exons: 14
Coding region: 120-2390 (756 amino acids)
Biological process (GO): carbohydrate metabolic process
Cellular component (GO): vacuole
Molecular function (GO): beta-galactosidase activity
Source: RefSeq, a predicted model, not a curated record
UCGCGAAAGGAAGGUCAUAAAACAUCGCAUCGCUGCUGAACAACAAACAAUCGCUGCCGAAGUUUUCACUACUUUUCUUGUUGAAUGCAUAUGCCUGAUCGCAGGGUUUUGUGAAUCGGAUGAACUACUUGGGGAUUCCGGUAUUUGCGGUUGUUGUGAUAGCCCUGAGCAGAACUGAGAUAACAGAUGCUCGUUCUUUCUCCAUCGACUUUGACAAUAACACCUUUGUUAAAGAUGGAGAGCCUUUCCGAUAUAUCGCUGGCAGUCUUCACUAUGGCCGAGUGCAUCCCUUGUACUGGCAGGAUCGCUUGUCUAAGAUGUACAUGGCCGGGUUAGAUGCUGUUCAGACAUAUGUCCCAUGGAACCUGCAUGAACCAGUGCCUGGUACCUACAAUUUUAAGGAUGGAGCUGAUCUAGAAAAAUUCCUGACGACGGCCAAUGAAACCGGGCUGUUGGUUAUUCUCAGAGCGGGGCCUUAUAUUUGUGGAGAAUGGGACAUGGGAGGACUGCCAUCUUGGCUGCUGAGAAAUCAGGACAUCCAACUGCGAUCAUCUGACCCAGCCUUCUUGAAGUAUGUUGACCUGUGGAUGGGAGUCUUACUUCCAAAAGUCAAGCCGUUUCUCUACGCAAAUGGUGGACCAAUUAUAACAGUUCAGGUUGAAAAUGAGUAUGGUAGUUACCCAGCCUGUGAUCAUGUGUACAUGCGUCACCUUCUACAGGUAUUUCAAUCGUACCUUGGAACGGAUGUCGUGUACUUUUCAACCGAUGGGCCGGCGGACAACUACCUGAAAUGUGGGACAUUACAAGGAAUAUACUCAACGAUAGAUUUUGGAGCAGUCGAUGAUCCACAAGCUUUAUUUGAUGAGCAGAGAAAAUAUGAGCCAAAAGGACCAUUGGUUAAUUCUGAAUACUACACAGGCUGGUUGGACCACUGGGGAGAGCCACAUCAGACAGUUCUAACAUCAAAGGUUGCUAGAGGAUUAGAUGCCAUCUUGAAACUCGGCGCUAAUGUCAAUAUGUACAUGUUUGAGGGCGGUACCAACUUUGCUUACUGGAAUGGAGCCAACGGAGACCUUACCUCGUACUCACCUCAACCAACGAGCUAUGACUACGAUGCACCCCUAUCAGAGGCUGGAGAUCCAAAUGAGAAAUACUACAUCUUAAGAACAAUUAUUGGGAAAUACAAAAAGCUAACCCCUGGACCAAUUCCAGUUGCUACCAAGAAAUACGCCUAUGGGAAGACCCUAAUGAGUCAUACUGCUACUCUCUAUGAUGUGUUGGAUAAGAUAGCUCCUUAUGGACCAAUUAGAACAACUUAUCCAAUUAGCAUGGAAGACAUGCAACAGGAUUUUGGGUUCAUGCUGUAUCGCACUACACUGAGGUCAAACUACAAUACGUCACCACUGACUAUCAAUGGAAUUCAUGACAGAGGAUAUGUAUUCGUUGAUAAGAUUCCUGUGGGUAUCCUGAAGCGCAAUACUCAUGUCACUCUCAACAUCACAGCCCAAGAGAAUUCAACGCUCGAUAUACUGGUUGAGAACAUGGGACGUCUCAACUAUGGCUGCUGUAUCAACGACAGUAAGGGUAUCAUUGGGAAUGUCACCCUCGCUGGCUUCGUCCUGACGUCCUGGCAGAUUUUUUCCCUGAACCUAGAGAAAGCCUUAGACCUGAAGCGCAAUUCUGUAGAUGUGCCAUCGGAAGGAGGCACCCCCUCAGGACCUCUGCAAAUACCGUCGUUCUUUGCUGGUACCCUGCCAACUGGUCCCCAAGAGGGACCUCAGGAUACGUUCCUGAGAAUGACUGGAUGGUCCAAGGGUCAGGCUUUCAUCAACGGAUUCAACCUGGGUCGUUACUGGCCAACAGAGGGCCCACAGAUAACGCUGUAUGUGCCAGCUUUUGUCCUGAACCCCACACAGAACACUCUCGUCCUCUUUGAAACAGAACACUCCCCCUGUAAUACGUCGGACCCCUUUGCUAUAUGCUCCGUUGAAUUCAUCGACAGGCCAAUUAUAAACUCUACAAUACCGCCUGAAGACCUACAAGCGAGCCAAAGAAAGAACUCAGACUCACAAACUUUUUGGAGGGAAAAUGAAGAAAGUGCCGAUGCAGAUUUCGGAGAACAUAAACUCUUAAAGAACGAACGAUUGUCAGGGAACAAGAUCCAGGAUGUUGAUGAGACAUGGGGGAGGGACGUUGUACCUGGGAAGGGGUCCAAGAAUGGAUUUGAUCUCAGUUCCGAUUCUCAAGAAGCUUUUGAUGAAAACACAAUUAUUGUGGAUUCCAAGAAAGAGUGGAAGGACAUUGGGAAAGAGGUUGUUGUUUCCGCUACAGAGGUGAUGAUCUUCCUGGGUGGACUACCAGCAGUACUUUGGAACUUUUUUAUCGUCUGAAAUCGUUUCAAGACUGAAUUGAGUUCAAAUUUUAUAAGUAAUAGUAAUAAUAGUGGCUGUUAAUUUAGCCCAAUAUCCGUCACUCAGUGACACUCGAGACACUUUAACAUUCAGUAUUUUCCUGCAAGGUAAUAUUGAUUGAUUGAUUUGGCUUAUUGUAUUUAUAUACAAGUAUACAAGUUAACAAUAGAAAUUGCCUUGGAUAUCAUGCUUAAAAAGACAAUAAAUAACAGAAAUUAAUGUUAAAAAUUAAGGAACUACAUUUGAAUUAUGAGACCUACUCCUUUUACUUAGCACCAUGUAAUGGUUUACAGCUUGCUGUGGCGCAAUAUGCUGCCAGGCAAACCCUUUUCUUUUUGGUGCACCGGGUUCUUUUACUUACGUAACACAACAGCUUCUGUUAUUUUCAACAGGCAGACAUAAAAAAGUCUGAUUUCAGUAUCACAUACACAGCAGAAGCAUAAUGUAGUAGCAAAUUAUGGCCCUUUACUUUGUAGACAAAGAAAUCUAAUUCAAUAAACAGACCCCAAAAAGUAGUAAUUUACAAUUUAAAAUGCUCAGCAUUAUGUAAUUAGUACAGGGCACUUCUAGACAGGGCACUUCUAGACAGGGCUUACAGACAUGGACACGAGUACUUUCACUGUCGUCCAAUAUCUGUUCAACUUCCUUGGUAGUCAGGAUGCACUAUUUUGUUUUAAGAACAGUGUGAGCAGUUUUACUCGACUUGCGGUGGUAAUUCACUUUUUACAUCAACGUGAAUUUUUUUUUUUUUUUUUUUUUUUGG